Molecule: messenger RNA, 693 nt
Organism: Fraxinus pennsylvanica
Lineage: Eukaryota; Viridiplantae; Streptophyta; Magnoliopsida; Lamiales; Oleaceae
Source: the annotation of a GenBank genome assembly
AUGCAGCGGCAGAGAGAGGCGGCCGAGACGUCAUCGGAGAUAAGGUCCGCCAUUGAAGAGCUCUCGGCUGCGGAGGAGAGGGACGGCGUUAAACCUGCGGUGGAGAGAUGCGGAGAUGAUCUGCACACAACACUCCAAAUUCCCGUCAAACCCUUUCUCUCAAUAUGCAACCUUCUGAUUCGAGUUCUUGAUAAGAUCGGGCCAACAAUGGCUGUCCUGAGGCAAGACAUUCAUCAGAAUAUCCAGAGAUUGGAGACGGUCUAUGAUUCUGAUCCAUUGACAUAUUGGGAUGUGGUUGAAAUAUUGAAGAAAGAGGUCAGCGAAGGAAAGGCCAAAAAGGGUCCUUCAUGCAGUAAAGCCUUUGUUUGGCUUACCAGAUCUCUUGAUUUUUCAAUAACUUUAUUAAAAUUACUUGUCGACGAUUUUGAGAGGAGCAUCGAACUAGCCAUCGAAGAGUCAUAUAAUAUCACUCUUAAGCCGUGGCACGGAUGGAUUUCUUCUGCAGCAUAUAAAGUAGCACUCAAAAUAGUGCCCGAUACCAAAAGUUUGAUAGAUAUACUCAAGGCCAAAGAUGCAAAUGAUGAUAUGGUUAAAAAGGAAAUGCAAACCCUAAUUUCAUUACUAGUUCCUGAGUUAGAACGAAACUACGAUACUAUGAGAAUGUAUGGGCUGGAUAAGUUGAAAUCAACCUGA